This is a messenger RNA of Diorhabda carinulata, 1316 nucleotides long. Its product is annotated as acidic mammalian chitinase-like. The record is from RefSeq and is a predicted model, not a curated record. Gene Ontology annotation, cellular component: extracellular region. The transcript is spliced from 7 exons. The coding region runs from base 52 to 1257 and encodes 401 amino acids. Gene Ontology annotation, molecular function: chitin binding; chitinase activity. Gene Ontology annotation, biological process: chitin catabolic process; carbohydrate metabolic process. Lineage: Eukaryota; Metazoa; Arthropoda; Insecta; Coleoptera; Chrysomelidae.
UUUGAUUACUGAUAAAUAGAAGUUGACAUAUAUAUUUUUUCUGAGAGUAAGAUGAAGAUGCUUGUGUUUUUAGGACCACUGUCGGUAACAGCGUUUCUGUUAAGUUGGAGCUUGGCGACUAGUUACAAUAUAGUAUGUUACUUCUCGAGCUGGGCAAUCUACAGACCAUCAGAAGGAAAAUUCGAUGUACCGAAUAUAGAUGCACAUCUUUGUACUCACAUUAUAUUUGCUUUUAUAGGAUCGACUGAUGAUGGUACACUGAACAUUCUAGAUCCUUGGGAAUCUAAUGAUGCUGAUGAGGGCGGACAUUAUGAAGGUUUUCGUAACCUCAGAAAGCUGAAAUCAGAAAAUCCAAAUUUGAAAGUACUUCUAAGUUUGGGAAGUUGGAAAGAGGGUUCUAAAAACAUUUCAAUAGUGGCAGCAGAUCCAAUUAAGAGGAAAAAACUUGGUUGGGAAGCUCUUACUCUGAUUGAAGUAUAUAAUUUCGAUGGAGUCGAUAUUUUUUGGGAAUAUGCUAAUUUAGAAAAUGAUACAGAAUCAGAGGACAAGAAAAAUUUCGUAGAGUUACUAAAGGAUUUUAAAAGCAUGUAUCAACCUAGAGGAUUACUUGUAACAGCCGCUGUAGCUGGAAUCAUAGAUAAAAUUGAACUGUACAACGUAAAAGAAGUAUCAGAAAAUUUGGAUAUGAUGAACGUUUUGAGCUUUGAUUACCAUGGAGCUUUUGACAAUUUUGUUGGACAUGUUUCACCUUUACAUGCCUCUUCAAAAGAUUACGAUCAUGGACGGAAUUCAACAUAUACAGUCGCCACUAGUAUAGAGUAUUGGUUGUACAAAAAUGCUGACAAUAAAAAGAUAAAUAUGGGAGUGGUUACAUAUGGAAGAUCAUUCAAACUCAAAGACAAAUCAAAUACUGAACUAUACGCGCCUAUAAUUGGUGCCGGUUCUAAGGGACCUUAUACAGAAAUUUCAGGAUUCUUAGGAUAUAAUGAAAUCUGUAGUAUUAAUUCAACUUACUAUUGGGACGAUGAACAAAAAGUUCCGCAUAGAGUAUGGGGAGAUCAAUGGGUUGGAUUUGAAGAUGAAGAUUCUUUAAAACUAAAAGUUGAUUUUACCGUAUUAUGGAACUUAUCGGGUAUAAUGAUAUGGUCAUUAGAUACUGAUGAUUUCCUUGGAAAUUGUGGAGGAGGAAAAUAUCCUUUAAUUAGCACCAUCAAAAAUCGAUUAAAAUACCAUGAGGACAGUUUAAAAGGUCGUUAAAUAUUUUUGGUUGUGAAUUUGUAUAUUGAAUUCCAAUAAAUUUUUUUCUUAUAAUUAAA